Messenger RNA from Lichtheimia ornata, 807 nucleotides. RefSeq names its product chorismate mutase. Gene Ontology annotation, cellular component: cytoplasm. Gene Ontology annotation, molecular function: chorismate mutase activity. Lineage: Eukaryota; Fungi; Mucoromycota; Mucoromycetes; Mucorales; Lichtheimiaceae. The transcript is spliced from 5 exons. Gene Ontology annotation, biological process: chorismate metabolic process; aromatic amino acid biosynthetic process. The record is from RefSeq and is a predicted model, not a curated record. The coding region runs from base 1 to 807 and encodes 268 amino acids.
AUGAACACCAUCGAUAAUACACAUUCCAAUGAUAAAAUACGUCGUUUUAUUUUACGUCUCGAAGAUACUCUUGUCUGUGCUCUUAUUGAACGAGCUCAGUUCGCACACAACCACUCCCUAUACAUCCCGGGCGCUUUAGACUUUAACAAUAUGACUGGAAAACGCAGCUUUUUGGAAUACUUUUUAUGGGAAACAGAAAAGAUGCAUGCCAAAGCAAGACGUUACGUGACUCCUGGAGAGUACUAUCCAUUUACAUCACCAUUACCUGCACCCACAGUCAAGUUGCCACCAUCACUUUUCGAAUACCCAUCAUUUUUGUGGCCCAACGACGUCAACAUCAAUGAUACCAUUAUGGAUGUAUAUACCGAAUCCAUUGUACCUACCAUAUGCGCCCAAGCGGAUGGCGAUGAUGAUGAUGACAAUGAUGAUGGUCAAUAUGCAAACUCAGCGAUGCGGGAUAUUGAGUGUUUGGAGGCACUAAGUCGACGUAUUCAUUAUGCGAAAUUUGUCGCUGAGAUGCGGUUUCGGGGAGAUUCAGAAACGUUCGCUCGUUUGGCUCGUGCUUAUGACCGACAAGCAAUAGCCGAUCGGGUCACGGAUCGAUCUAUGGAGAAAAAAAUGCUACAACGACUUGGAAGAAAGGCACUUGUUUAUGGCCAAACAUUAUUGGAGGAAACCGGAAAGAGAAACCGGUUACCAGCAGCGCAGCAAGUAGUCCAAGUAUACGAGCAAUGGGUGAUUCCAUUGUCAAGGAAGGUCGAGGUGGACUAUUUGAUCACACGAGGUCUCGCAUAUUGUACCGAGUAA